Messenger RNA from Chlorocebus sabaeus (green monkey), 6659 nucleotides. The record is from RefSeq and is a predicted model, not a curated record. NCBI's taxonomy places the organism in Eukaryota, Metazoa, Chordata, Mammalia, Primates, Cercopithecidae.
UUGUGAGAAGGUGCUUGGCCAGCUGACUUGGAUCAUCUCCUAGAGUUUAGGAGACAUAACUAUCACCAAGUUUGAAUUUGCAAAACCUUUAGGCUUUGCUGGCAGGAGAGAAAAUACCACUUUUGGACCAUAAAAUGGAUACGGAAUACAUGGGCUCAGGUAAACUGGGCCAAAUAUUGAAGCAGAUUUGGAGACAAAACCAGAUGCUAAAGCAGGCACUCCUGGGUGAUGACCUUUGUGAGGGGGCUGGUGGGGCCACUUGGAUGGCCACUGUGGUCUUUCUGGGUCAGGAGCUCAGCAGGGCCCUUCACCAGCUGCUGGAGCACACCGCAGGCACCCUGCGUUCCGCCUGCCAGCAGCUGCAUGUGCUGCUUGAUAAGGAGAAUCAAUGUGUCUGGAGAAAAGGCAAGUAUUUUUUUAUAACUUAUUCUUUCUCUAAGAAAUAUUGAUUAGGGCAAGAUCUGAGAGGGACUAUGAACAUACCAACAAGGCUAAGAUGGAGUUUCUGUCCACAAGAGACUAACAAUUUCAUACGGGAAAUAAGUCGAGACAAAUGCACAAUAAUGCCAGGGACAUUGGGGCCAGUCCCAUUAGAAACACUUGAAUGAAGUGCUUUUGGACUUCAGAAGCAUUUUAAAUCCCAUCUGUAGGGUGGGGAAUUGAGAAGUUUCCUAGAAAAAUGUAGUAUUUAAGCUGAAGCUUAAAGAGUGAAUUGGACUUAUGCAGCAGGAAAUAGAGAGUUGGUAUUUUUUGUAGGAUCCAAGACUUAAGAGACAGGAAAAUACAGGCCUAGUUUGAGGCAGAGCUAGUAGUUUUUUUUUUUUUUUUUUUUUUAAAUCAGAAUAUAAUAUUCUAUUUCUGGGGUCAUUUGAGCUUAGACUUAUUAAUUGCAAAAUUCCUGGGAAGACUGGAGUGGGUUGGGAUAGGGAAUUGGAUCCCUAUACACUGAGGCUGGAGAGGGAUUCUUGGGAAUAGGUCCAGUUAUGGAUGUGGAAAAGUACAGCAGGGCAGGAAGAAUGUGGAAUCUGAUGAAUAUAAUCCUAGCUAACAACAGUUACUCCAGAUAAGCAUCUAGGUGGCAUCAUGAAAUUCAACUCUAAAUAAUACAGUAUCAAGAUAAGUGGGCAGGUUCCAUCUAUGAUGAAAUCCAGGGUUGAUGAUAUUAAGAAAUUCAGUCUAAAGGGCAAAUAGUGGGCAUCAGGGAAAUCUUUCCAAAGGUAGCAUGACUGAGACGCCAUCAGCUGCAGCCCAAAAUCAGACCUUUAAUCUCUGGAGGGAAUGGAACAUGGUCCUUGGCAACAUAACAAGACAAAUAUAUAUUCAGAAAAAAACAAGGACUUGGCGAAGGGAUGAUUUGGUGAUGGUUUUAAAAACACUAAGUUAUGGGGCCUUAAAUUACAUAUUCUUUAGUUUAGAACUGAAUUCUAAAGACUAGAGAGGCACUAAGCCUGCAAGAAGUCAUCAGGUGACCUCAGUAGUGAGGAGAAGCAGGAUGAAAAAUAGGAGCGUGGGAAGAAUGAUGAUGGAGUGAGAGAUUAUAUCAGAUUUGACCAUACUGAGAGUUUAAUCCAGAAUGAAGAAGGUUGACCUGAGUUAACAGGCUUUGAAAAGUCACUUCAUGUUCCAAUCAGAGAAUUGGUAUGGUCAGAGCUAUUCUCUGAAGGACUAAUUUGAAAAUUUCCAGUGAUCACAAAUUCAUCAGGAGGAAUAGUAUGAACCUAAUCCAAUUCUUAUAGUAGUAACUGGGCUCCAAAACGUAGCAUCUACAUUGGCAGAAAUAAUGGAGUUAUGGUGUUUCUGCCAACCAAGCCACAUCUGAAGUGUUCACCUAAUUUUCAGCCCAGCAUUUUAAAUGGAUCAUUGGUAAACUAUUGUACAUCCAGUGGUAAAAGAACAGUUCUCAAAAUCAUAGCAAAUGAAAAACAAUUGAGGGAGAUGUUGACUUCAGUUCUUAUUGGGGGAGCGAGAAGUUAUGACAUUUGUCUUUAAAUAUUCAAAGUAUCUUUAUAAGCAAGAGGGAUUAGAUUUACUCUUUGCUACCAUGUUAAAAGUGAUUUGUUUUCAAUCCUACAAUUGUUAAAAGAGUGACAGUUGUACAAUUACUUCUCCUUCAUGAGAUUGGCUUAAAUGCCCAGUAAAGGUCUUUGUAGGUUUCUAAAAUUAUCUUGCCAUGUUUCAUUAGAUGGCAAUGCAGAAACAUAAUUUGGUUUAGUUUUGUAUUUAUUCUUUGUGUGUCUAUGUAUGUGUGUGUAGAAAUCGUUACUUUCAUAGACUGCCUCAUAAAAAUAACUGAACAUUUGGGGAGCACUGCUGCACUUCUAAAGAAAGAAGAAAAGGAGAUGUGUAAUUUAUGCGGCAUGCAUGAUGAAUGUACUCCACAGCAGACAAUGUCCUCCAUUCAAGAUACCAAAGCAGCAGACAUUGCUGCAAGAGGGGAACUAAAUGUCAUAGAAACAGUUACUGUUUCUCCCACAGAUGGAGAGGACAGUCAUUACACAAACCAGGUCCAGUUAGAAAAAAAUGAAACACAUAUGAGUUCAGCAUUAGUGGAAAAAGAAAACAAUACAUCACUAAAAGGAUGUGUACUGGGGCAAGAAGAGUCACAGAACAAAAUGUUCCCAGAUAAUGCAGAAAAUGAAGAUGAUAAACAAAUAGAACACAUGACUGUUGAGAACAUAAAUGGCAACAGGAAAGAGAUUCAUGGCAUAAUCCAGACAACAGAGAGAGAAAUUCAAGAAACCUCAGAAAGUCCAAGAGAAGAGAUGACCACAUCCUCAAUAAUAUUUGAUAUCUCCAAGAAAUAUAUAAAUAGUACUCUUCCCAAUGAUUCAGAGAAUAUAAAGCACAAGAAUAACAUAAUGGAAAAGGAGUAUCUUGAUGUGCUGAGUGAUGAUACUGACCCCCAAGUGUCUUGUUAUAUUACAGCACCAUCAUAUGUUCUACAACAACUGGAAUGCCGGAUAAUAAAUAACAUGAGUUCUUUAAUAGUGGGUAAUAAUGAAGAGUUAGUUAGCAACGUCGUAACUAUUGAAUGCUCAGAUAAGGAAAAGAGAAUUCCAUUUCCAAUAGGCAUUGCAAUUCCAUUUACUGCACGUUACAGAGGAAAUUACAGAGAUAUCAUGGUGAAAGUGUGUGACACAAAUCUUCAAUCAAGUUACCUAAACCCAAAUUCACUGGAAGGAAUGAAGGGAGGUUAUAAGGGGACUUGUGCUUCAGUAAAAGUUUACAAAUUGGGUAUCUUUUCUGUUGUGUCUUGUUUAAAGAAAGAGUCGUUCACAGUAACAAAGAAAGGCCUCACUCUUAAGUCAAGCAUGGAUUCCCGAAUAUCCUUAAGUUAUCCUCCAGGAGUUUUUACCUCUCCAGUGCUUGUGCAGUUAAAGAUCCAACCGGUUGACCCAGCUCUGGUGGCACAUUUAAAAGCACAGCAAGAUACUUUCUACUCAGUCCAAUCCACAAGCCCUCUGAUUCACAUUCAGCACCCAUCAACUUAUCCUUUUCAGAAGCCAGUGACUGUAUUUUUACCUUGUUCUCCAUACCUUGAUAAAAACAAUCUUGGUUCUGAGAUAGAUCAUAAAAGAAGAGCAAGUGCCACAAUAAAUAGGAUUACAUCUUCAUAUUUCAGCCGGACAAAAAGUGCCUCCAUAAGAAAACCUGGGAAAAAUGCCAGUGAAUGUUUGAAAUUACUGGGAUUCAGAAGCCAAGACAGUGGUUGGUGUGAGCUUUAUGAUGUUGUUAUGAAAACCAUACAGAGCGGGUUGAUAUCAGUUGAACUGAAUGAACAUUUGCAGAGGUUUAUUGUACUUCACCUCUCUUCCACCAUGGACAAUAGUCAUUUGGUUACUUUUGUGAAAUCUUUAGAGGAAGCCAUGCUCAGCACCACUGCCUGCAUAGUGCUGUCUCACCAGAAGGACAAUCCACAUAGAAUAGCUGUUUUAGUGGUGCCUUCCAAAGAUUUAAGCCAGGCGCUUAAGAACCUGCGCUUGGAAGGGUUUGGGGGACCUCCAGAGCCAUCUCGUCAUUUCCAAGUUCGAGAAGGAGAACAACUUCUUUUAAGAUUUACUGGAAACAUAUUUGCUUCAAGUAAUGGGAAAGAUUAUGGAAAAGACUACACACUUAUUUUUCACUUGCAAAGAAAACCUAGGCUGGAACUCCAAAUCAAAGAAGUGGACGAAUUUGGAAACUAUAGCUGCCCUCAUUAUAAAGGCACCAUUGUCGUUUACAAAGUACCUAAGGGAAAGAUAGUCCCCAACUUGAAUCAAUCUCUCGUAACUAAUGAAAACCAUUCUCAGUUGCCAAUUUGCAAAUUACCAUUGAAAUUGCCAAAGCAUAAGAAAUUAAUCAACCGUCCACAGAGUACCCAAAGAGUUUCUAAGGAUCCUGUAGAAGCCCUUUGGGAUAACUUGCUCCAUUGGUUGGCUGAGGAGCUGUCAGAAGAAAAUGCUGAGUCUCUUUCCUCAACUCUCCCUCUGCACCGUAGCACCAUUCAGCUCAUCAAACUCAAGAACCCUGAUGAUCUCACAGAACAGAUCCACGAGUUUCUUUGCUUCUGGAAAAAAUCACUUCCAACUUUCACCAACAAACUUCGCCUCCUGGCUCGACAUCUCCGCAAGAUUGGCAGGAGCGAUCUUGCAGAAGAGCUCAAAUUCAAGUGGGAAAAUAAGGUGUUCACUGAACCACAGCAGUGGUUUGAUGUAGCAGCCGAGUAAAAGCCUGAUUACUCUUCCUUUACCCCUAGGAAAAGGCACAUGGUGGGUUUUUAAGACUGUUUCUGUUAACAUUUUCCUAGCAGUUUCCAAAUGAUAUUAUUUGAAGUCAGUCUAUUUAAUGAUGUGCUAUUGAGAAAUCAGAUGAGACAAAGGGAGAAGCACAGAUCAGACAAUAGAAAGCAUUCCUGGGUGUCAGUGCUCCUCUCUGGUUGAGUGAUUAUGUUUUGCAAUCAUGAGUGUCUUCAGUUUGGCCUCACUUAAUAGCAUUUGCAAUUGAGUUUGACUUGUUCACAUUUUAAAAGCUGAGUGUGAAGAAAAGAUCUGAUAUAUAUAAUUACUUAUUAAUUUGCUAUUUACAUAAAAUUAAACUUGUUUUCCACGAUUUCAAGUGUGAACUCAAAAAUAUCUGAAAAUAUCUGAGACAGUUCUCAAUCAAUUUAGAAAGAUUAUUUUGUCAAGGUUAGGGACAGGCCCAUAACACAGCCUCAGAAGAUCCUGAUGACAUAUGCCCAAGGUGGUUGGGGUAGAGCUUGCUUUCAUGCAUUUUAAGGAGUUAUAAUACAUCAAACAAUACAUGUAAGAUGUACAUUGGCUCAAUCUGGAAAAGUAGGACGACUCAAAGUGGGGUCUUCCAGGUCAUAGGUAGAUUUAAAGAUUCUUGAUUGGCAUUGAUUGAAACAGUUAUUAUCUAAAGACCUGGAAUCAACAGGAAGGAAAUGCCUGGGUUAUGAUACGGAGUUAUGGAGACCAAAGUUUUAUAAUACAUAUGAAGCCUCCAGAUAGCAGGCUUUAGGGAGAAUAGAUUGUAAAUAUUUCUUAUCAGACCUAAGGUCUGUUGAUGUUUAUGCUGGUCAGCUUUUCCUGAAUUCCAAAAGAGAGGAGGGUAUUAUGAAGCAUGUCCAACCUCCCCUUCCCAUCAUGGCCUGAACUAGUUUUUCAGGAUAACUUUGGAAUGCCCGUGGCUGAGAGGAGGGCCUUGUUCGGAUCUUGGGGGGCUUAGAAUUUUAUUUUUGGUCGACUCAGGCAACCAAUUCAAGUUACAUAGAUACCGUGGAGCCUACAGUAAACAAUACAAAAUAAAUUGGGCUGAAAGACUUGAUGUCGGUGGUAGUAAUUCACUUUAAAAAAAACUUGUCUAAGCUCGAAAUAAAUUAAAAAUAGAAUAACACUUCAGCCAUUUACUGCCACAAACUUUUCCUUUAUAAAAACAUAACUUGAAAGAGGGAAAAUUCCCUAUUUUGUUACUAGUGAAAUGAGGCAGUGCAGAGAAAAUAAGUUUUCAGUGAAAGAAUUCAAGGCCUAUUUCUUCUACUUAGGAAGAAAACCUGCUUUAAAAUUGGUUAACAGAAGCCUUAUUACAUAAGCCCUAGAUAUACAUCAUUAAAAACAAACAAAACAUCUGUAAAUAGAACACUAAAGUGAAAGAAAAAUUAAAACUUAUCUAAACCCCUCUUUCUAUUGAUAAUCACUAUUAAUGUGUAGUAUAAGCUUUGAGUUUUUGGAAAACCUAAAGCCCUUUAACUCUCUGAAGCAGUUUGAUAUAAAUGGGACAUUGAACUAGUUUCACUGACUCAUUAAUGCAAAAACCAUUAGGUCGUUGGCUUGAAAACAUCAGUAGCAAUUAGUUUCAGUUACUGAAUACCUAGGAAUUAAUUACGUUAUAUUACAAAAUUAAAUGUUUUAAUCGUUCUCAAAUUUAAGUGGAAGAUUUCCUUCUACAAAUUAACCAGGGAUUUAGGUAUCUGUUCAGUUAUAUAUUGAAAAAGGCAGUUCCAAUUUUCAAACAUAGUCCCAUAAAGGAAUAUUUUAUUAGUCAAGAUUUUUUUACAUACUGCCAAAAAGAUACAGUAAUAUUUUCAUGUAUUCUUGGAGCAAAGAAAACAGACCAAAAUGUUCAUUAUUUUCCUGAUUGCAAUCGAACAAAAAAGUAAAGAAAAUGAAAUUUGCCUCUUA